Mycosarcoma maydis (corn smut) is the source of this 732-nucleotide messenger RNA. RefSeq lists its product as uncharacterized. The record is from RefSeq and is a predicted model, not a curated record. The coding region runs from base 1 to 732 and encodes 243 amino acids. The transcript has a single exon. NCBI's taxonomy places the organism in Eukaryota, Fungi, Basidiomycota, Ustilaginomycetes, Ustilaginales.
AUGCCUCUGCACUCGGGGUUCCGGUUCACACCCCUCGGGGUGGUCACGGCUUACGUCGACAUUAUGUUCAUCGCAUCUCUGUCACACGAAGAGGUCAGGCGGACCAAGGCCGAAGUUGCGGGCAAGUGGAAGAUUGAAGACAAAGGCCCCGUCCAAGAAUUCCUCGAGAUUAAAAGUCAUCGUGACCGCUCCCAACGCACUUUCUUCCUGAAUGUGAUAGGUAACAUCCGUGAUACCGCCCGCAAAUGGCUCAAUGACCCUACCACUAAAUCUCACAUCCCUAUGCCAUACCUCAUCCAUGCCACUGACGACGAUGAAUGUUCACCGGAACACGCCAAAAUGUACCAACAAUUCGUUGGUCAAUUGCUUUGGAUAUCCAAUACCGCCCGCCCGGAUAUCUCUUUCGCGUUCGGCGCCCUCGCACGACAUAUGUCCAGGCAAGUCAAUACGGCACGAACCGCAUCCCUUUACCUCCUCAAGUACUUGAAUCAGACUGAUGACGACCGCCACACCCUCAGAGGUCCGGAUCGCCUACACGCUGACCUACCAAUCUCAUCUUCGUUCUUGUUGAGAGCCUGCAUGCACAUUGGUGAAAAUAAAUGUUUGUUUUUCUCAUCUCAUUUUUGCAAUAAAAAAAUCAAUUCACGAUUGCCUUUGAUCACGAGACUGUACCCUCCACAACAGAGUUCACGUGGAAUGUGUGGAAAAACGACGCGAGAAAAAGCUCAAUAG